AUGGAAUCAAUUAGGGUUCUAGAAACCCAAUUCCAAUCUUCUCAACUCGAGAAUUUCCAGUUUCGUGAUGCUCAAAAUGUAGAAUCUAACAGUUCUAAUGAUCACCCAACUCCCGAAAGAAACGAAAAAGAAACUAGCGAGGAGUUGCAACCCGUUACUGAGAAAAACUAUCCUCCUGGAUUCUCCCUCCAACAACAACAAUUGUUUAGUGUUGAAGACUCACCGCCUCAUAGAAAAAGAAAAAGAAAGAAAGCGACAUCGGCAUCAUCAACAGAAAAUGAAAUGUUUGAUCUCGUCAAACAAAUUGCUGGGAUCAAGGCUGCAACCGAAACAGAGGUGGAACAAAGACAACAAUAUCGGGAACAAAAAUUGCGAAUUCUCGAAGCAAAUGAAGAACGGAAAGCUCAACUGUUAGAUCGGGAGAUAGAGAACCAACAUAUGAAGUAUUUUCUCCGACCACAUGAUCAUUUGACUGGAGGUCUUUUACGCACAGUGCUUUUGAAAGGGAACGACAAAUUACAACUAAGUAUGGGUGGGAGUUGGAGAACCCGUGAAGUUCAAAAUGCCGGCAUCAUUUGA
Lactuca virosa is the source of this 579-nucleotide messenger RNA. Lineage: Eukaryota; Viridiplantae; Streptophyta; Magnoliopsida; Asterales; Asteraceae. The record is from the annotation of a GenBank genome assembly.